Zootoca vivipara (common lizard) is the source of this 16480-nucleotide messenger RNA. RefSeq names its product metaxin 3 (gene MTX3). The record is from RefSeq and is a predicted model, not a curated record. Gene Ontology annotation, cellular component: SAM complex; cytoplasm. NCBI's taxonomy places the organism in Eukaryota, Metazoa, Chordata, Lepidosauria, Squamata, Lacertidae. Gene Ontology annotation, biological process: mitochondrion organization.
CGAGGGCAAAGGGUUUGCCGCGUCCAAUAUGGCGCCCGCCAUGGAGCUGAGCUGCUGGGGCGGUGAUUGGGGGUUGCCGUCCGUGCACGCGGAGUGCCUCGUUGUCAUGGCUUAUGCCAGGUUUUGUGGUGCACCAUUGAAAGUGAAUGUUAUAGAUCAUUUGUGGAGAGCACCAAGAGGGAGUGUACCAUUACUGAUAUCGGAUGACACCGUUAUUUCUCAGCCAGCAAAAAUACUAAACUUCUUCAGAAAGCAGAAAUAUAAUGCUGAUUAUGAGCUGUCUACAAAAGAAGGAGCAGAUACACUGGCUUACAUUGCACUACUCGAAGAAAAAUUACUUCCUGCUGUGCUGCACACUUUCUGGGUUGAAGCUGAUAAUUACUACAAUGUGACAAAACCAUGGUUUGCUUCAAGGAUUCCAUUUCCAUUGAGUUGGUAUCUGCCUAGAAAGAUGUCUGGGGAAGCACUUAAUAGGAUCUUGCUGACAAAGGGAGGGCCUCCUCUCUACAGUCUUACUGAAGUGGAAGCACAGAUCUACAGAGAUGCCAAGGAAUGCCUGAAUCUUCUAUCGAACAGACUGGGGACGUCUCCAUUUUUCUUUGGAAACAUGCCUACAACUCUUGAUGCCUUUGUGUUUGGAUUUCUUGCUCCUCUUUAUAAAGUACCAUUCCCCAAAGCCCAGCUACAAGAUCAUUUGAAGCAGCUUCCCAAUUUAUGUCACUUCUGUGAUGACAUUCUGAGUUGCUACUUCAGAUCAAACUUAUCAGGUGCCACUCCAGCAGGUCAAGACACAGUUGAUGCAAAUCUACAGAAACUCACACAGCUUGUAAACAAAGAAUCCAACUUAAUUGAAAAGAUGGAUGAUAACCUUCGUAAGAGUCCUCAGCACCGUCCACGUAAGCUGACAACUCUCAAACUUUCUACAGGUGGGGAAGGAAAUAGUUCACCAAACCGCUUAUCACCCUGAGAGUUUUAGUUGUCAUAUUUAUGUGUGUGAUUAGAAACUGACAUCAAAUCUGAACAAUCUUUGCACUAAUUCUGUAGAUACAUGAAGCGAGGUAAAAAUGUGAAUUGGCAAAUAGGCACAGGCACAUUCAUUUAACCAAUGCCAUCUAUAGUCACAUAGGAACCAGUAAAAGUCUAAGUUAAGCACAGACAGAAUUGUUGAGUAAUUGUACAAUGCCGUAUGAGGUCACCAUAAGUGCUGCAUAAUGCUUCCCUUUUAGGGUUAGUUGACCAAAAGCUAAGAUUCCACUUUGGAAUAUGCAAAUGCAUCACCAUUUUCUGCUAGAUGCUUUUGAUUUUGGCUGCAAUCAUGUUAUAGCUCAACUUGGUUGUUGCAUGUGGAGUAGCUACUUAAGCAUUUGUAUAGAUUUCCAAUGUGGUUCAAAUACAGAGAGAAAAUUAAAAUGUCAGUCUUUUUUGUGACAGGUAAGCUGACAAGCAGUUAGAAGGUAUUGCCAUUUUGUUUUGUUUUUUUAAGUAAUGAUCAGUGUAUGUUGGCCAUUUUAAAGUGACUAUAGAGUUGAAAAACUAAACUGAUCACUUGGGAACAUUAAUUAGAUUUUUUUUCAGAUUUGGUCUUAAUCAGGAAAAGGAUAAGCUUGACCAACUUCUGUGAAAGUAUGCCUACAUUCAAAAUGUCAGUACACAGAUUUACAGCAUCAAUCAAUGCAUUUAAGAGGUCAAGUUAGAAACCCUGUUGCAGGCCAAGACUGAAUAUGUGUAUGGACAUUGUGUCACUUUGUCUUCCCCUGCAGAUUCAUUAGCUUCUUGUUUUUAUACAUUUAUCCAAUAUCAAACCCCCAAAUAAUCUAGAUUUUCCCCAUGAUUAGUAACUUUCAGUGUUGGGUAUGAAGAGAUAUUGCCCUGGCAUAAAGCUCAAACUGAACUGCCCAGUGCACUGAAACAACAGGGACACCCCACCAUUUGUUACUGGUGCAAACUGACACUGUAGUAAGUAAGUAAGCAAGCACAUACAUUGUACAUACACUGGAACUUCUACCUGCGUGGGGGAAGCCCUAGAUCAGGCCAGUAGCAGCGGAGGUGGCACUUGUGGGGCACUGUUGCUCUUCUAGCUGCCCAACACAGUGGGCCAAUGGCUUGCUGAUAAGGGAGGGGGAGGCACAGGGAGCCUGGCCCAGUACGUGGGAGUGGGAAUGUCAUAUUGACUCCACUAUCACAUGCUGCACUGGACCAAGCUACCUGCAACACACCCCUCCCCUCUCCCUCUUGGAAAGCACCAGAGACCUGCUAUGCUGGGAAGCCAGGUGAGCAAUGGUGCCCCACUACACCACUUCACCAAUCGUUACUAGAUCAGGCUGGGAUUUUUUUUAUGGUGAUGGUAAUUGUAAUUUCAAAUUUUUAGCAGCUGCUAUCAAAUGGUCCAAAGGUUCCGUUGAUAAAUCAAGGUUUGCAACUAUUGGGCUGGGGGUGAGUGCCUCAAAAGAACAGGUGCUUUGGGAGUAUUUUACAGCAAGGUGUGCAUUCUGAAAACAGCUUUGACCUCUGUGCUAUCGCAGAGGCCUCCGUGGUGUGGGGUACCUGCCAAGUUCGAAGCAGCUCUUUAUGCACUGCUUCCAGGUGCCACAAAGUGGCAACACACCGCAGAAGCCUGUUUGAGGUCUCAACACGCUGGAUGAAAUCUAGGCUGUGCAAAACUGGGUUAAGGACCAUGGGCCAUCAGUUGCCCUCCCUACUCUUAAAUAAUAAUUUGAAAUUCCCAAUAUAUCAACAAUAUUUUUGAAAAGCUACUUGGCCAAAAUGGCAACUGCCAUUAACUAAUGUAUCUUAUGGUAUCUGAUUCCCAAGAAACAGUUUUCAUAUGUAUAUAAGAUAGUUUUCUUUUCAUCUGACUUCAUUUUGCCAAGUCAAACAAAUCUGAUAUUUUUCUCUAAAUUACCUCCACUAUUCUGUAUAUGUAGAAAAAUAGCUGUACAAACAAACCUGUAAAUAAUGUAUAGACAUGUAUUUGCAGAGUAUUUAUAAACCUAAGGAAUGUAAAGAUCCUUAAUGUAUCUUGUUGUUUAUAACAAUAAUUUUGGAUGUCUAACAAGAAUAAAUUUAAGUUUCAUGUUACUUCCUAAAUCUUUGCUUUGGAUAUUUAAAGCUGGAGAUGUUAUACACCAAAUAAUGUUAAAGCAAAAACUAUUUGUGUCUAAUCUUGCAAGGGACAUCAAAUGAGAUAAUAUUACUUGGUUUAUACAAAACUUUCAUAACAUAAACAAGUAAUUACAAAGAAUGUAAAACUGGUUUUGUCUGCUUUAUAAGCAUUUGUGACUGAUCAAGAAAACUGUAUAUUUGUAUUGCUGCAGUCCUAGGAAUAUUUACCUGCGGGGCAAGUGACUUGAAAGUGUGAUUUGCUUCCAAGUUAAACACACAUAGAAUCAGACUGCACAAAUGGUGCACUCUUUCAUACUAAUGAAAAAGUCACCACACCAUUUUAUAUGUUUCAUAUUUGGAGCAGUGUUUCCUAUAGGAAAGCUGGUCCUUAAAGACUGUGAUGGAGCGAAAAGUAAAAUGAUUGCUCAGAUUCCCUAGUACAUAACAUUUUACUGUAAAGUAUUGUUCUAGUCGAAUACAAUAUAAAAUAUGUGUUGCAUUUCUUUUUAGAAAAAGUAAUCUCAUUUGUGAGAGAAGGCAGGAAGUUAAGUUAUGAGGGAAAUGCAUUGUGAAGUCUUGUUUCUAUUUUUGGGUGUCCUGGUUGAAAGAGCAAAAUCUGUGGAUGAUCACCAAGGAAGAGACAUGUAGAUUUUAGCAGAAAAUCAGGGCCAGUUCAGAGGUAGGUCAUAGAUUAUUAAAUGUGUUUCUGUUCCAAAGAAAUGUCAUGUUUUAUUUAAUAGGAAAUGCUGUAGCACAAGGGUUCCCAGACUGUGGUCCACAGACCACCAGUGACCUGCUAGCUUUAUUCUGGUGGUCCACAGCGUGUCUGUAAAAGUACAAUUAAAAACCUUAUAGCAUCUAGAGCACAGCAUAUUUUCCACAGGGGCUCCUUGUUUGUGCAGUGCGCUCCCAAGGGAGGUUUGCCUGGUGCCUUCAUUAUACACCUUUAGCUGCCAGGCAGAAACGUUCCUCUUCAUAGAAUCAUAGAAUUGUAAAGUUGGAAGAGGUCACAAGGGUCAUCUAGUACAACCCCCUGUAGUGCAGGAAUCUUUUGCCUAAUGUGGGGCUCGAACCUACGACUCUUGAGAUUAAGAGGCUCAUGCUCUGCCAACUGAGCUACCCCUCCCAGCAACCAGGCCUUUGGCUGAUUAACAUCUUUAAAAAAAACCAUUUUAUUUAUAGGUUUUCAGUUAUACACUCAUAUCAUUUUCCAUUCAUAUACAGUAAUUCUUUUGGACUUCCCACCCAACAUUCCAUGACAGUUCUUUGUACGUCUUAAUUAGCUGCAUAUACAAUAAUACCUUCACCUUAUUUGGCUGGUUAACAUCCUAUACACUUUUAGAUGUGUUCAUGGGAAGGGAAGGGGGUUAUUGGUUGGUUGGUUGGUUGGUUCUUGUUUUUAUUAUGUAUUUUGUGUUUUUAUAUUGUAUUUUUGUGUUAUAAACCACCCUGAGAUUUAUGCAUGAAGGGCGGUAUACAGAUUUAACAAAUAAAAUAAAAUAAAUUACAAUUGCUACAACAGGCAGAAAAAAUAUUAAGACUUUUGUCUCUGGCUUUGCCCAUCAUUGGCUGCCCAUCUGUUGCUUAAUUGAUACAGAAUCUGGGCAUGCACUUAGUUGAGAGGAAAGACGUAUGAGCAAAAAACCAUGGCUGCUUAAGGCAUUUUUAUGAUAACCUACUUGACUGAAGCCAGCAUACAUUCCUACUUCUGUUCCUUAAUCUUUCACUAGUUUGCUUAGUAAAAUAGCCUAGCUAUUAAGCCUGAUGGUUUCAUUGGGUGGAGCGGGGUGGUGAAAUGUGGUUUAGACAUAGGAAGGAAAAUAAUUUUACCUUGAUAUGUUGCGUUUUUCAAGAAAGAAAAUUGGGAAGGAGCAUGUGAGCUUGCAUUUUUACAAAGUUGCAGCAUACUCACUAGAAUUUAAUUGCUUUAAAAAUAUUGUUGAAGUUGCUUAUAGUUAAAGUAGUUUUCCAGAUAUAUUAAGGUAUCUUCAGUUACUCCAUUUUUAUUGCUUUUGGCAGUGCAGAGAGAACUACUUACAUGCUAUUUCUCUAACCCUUUUCUGGAUAUGUGAGCUUUCACAGUUACGCUUUUAAAGACCUUUUUGGUGCAAAACAAAUGCAACAUGUGAUGUGACAUACUGCAAACAAUGUGACAUACUGAAUUCCUGCUAUCCAAGUUGUUGAUCCUCUCUUGUUCCUGGUCUCAGUUCAGCUGAAUACUUUCAAAUCUUAAAGGACCAUAAUGCUUUUUGGACUCUGGGUCCAGAAAUCCAUAGGGAAAGGUACCUAACUACUUGAUUAGGAUGUUUUUUUUAAAAAAAUAAUUGUUCUGAUUUUCGCAGUCAAUUUUUUCUGAUAGUGUCAUAUGGAGCCACUUUUUGGGCUCAAGAUAGAAUUCAUGGGUACUUGCUUCUAAGUAAAUAUACUGUACAGUGGUACCUCUGGUUAAGAACUUAAUUCGUUCUGGAUGCCCAUUCUUAACCUGAAACUGUUCUUAACCUGAGGUACCACUUUAGCUAAUGGGGCCUCACGCUGCCGCCCCACUGCCGCCAUGCGAUUUCUGUUCUCAUCCUGAAACAAAGUUCUUAACCCGAGGUACUAUUUCCUGGGUUAGCGGAGUCUGUAACCUGAAGUGUCUGUAACCCGAGGUACCACUGUACAUAUGGAGGAGGCUACAAGUAUACCUCCAAUAAAUCACAUUGUUUAGCUGCACAUAUAUUUUUAUUUCUUUGCAUCAGAAUUCUUUAAUCUGCUAUCGAUUUGUUUGAGGGCUUUAAAACCUGAAAGGAACUGGAGGAAAAAAAAUAGCUCUAAAAAUAGCUUUUGGGGGUCAGGGUGCAGAUUUUGCAAAGUUUACUUAUGUCACUAUGAUAAUUUCCUUACACUUCUGAACCAUAGUCAGGCUUCUGGCUCUAAAGUGCUGAACAUUUCUGAGGGCAAGAUGUUGCUUUAUGACCGCAUCGCUGCCAGGGUUGAGAGAAAACAGAUGUGGCAUCCGAAAAGCUUAUUUUUGCAGAGAUGCUCGGCAUUUUCGGAUACAAACUCCCAUAGUUUCUACUUUUAAAAGAGCCUUCUUCUGCCAUGCCUUUAGGCAACCAUUUUAGGAGACAGGGCUUUGAAAAAUACUGUAAAUGACACACACUCUAAGAAGCAACAAAAGCUGUUGUGCAGUUUAACUUCAUAUUUCCAUAACCCGCUCCAUUUAAAUGCUCUAUGCCAGACAGGUUUUAUUCAUCCUGCUGUGGUUAUGUACCUAUUAAUUUCAUGUUUCCCCUCCUUCCGAUCUUCUAAACUGCAUUCUUUUCUACAUUGUGGUAACUGAGGACAGGUAGUUGUGUAGUAUUACUGCUUUUUUGAGCUGGGAAGAAUAUAUGGGUGGUAAGGGAGGUGCAUGUUGAAUUUCUGCCUUUUGGCAACUGUAUUUUCAGUUUGUUGCAGAGGGGGAGCCAUGGCACACCAGCUUUUCAACAUUUCCCAGCUAUCAUAUGCCAAAUGUUUGCCUAACAGGCCUUCAGUAUUCCAAAGAGUGACAAUCCUUUCUCAGCUUGUGUCUCCAAUGUAAAAAGAAAAAAAAAUCAAUUAAACUCCCUGUAAUGUUCAGUGAAUAAAGUCAGGAUAUGUUCAGGAGUAAUGGCAUGACAUCCUGAUGACAAUGGUACCUCUUCUCCAAUGCUAAAGGACAGCUUCAGGAGGGGGAUUUUUGUCAGGACUGCAAUGCAGAAAGAGUUAAACUGCCCUCCCUACUACACCCACCUCAGCUGCUGCUUUGAAAUAAAGAAAAGACCCAUAAGGGGAAACUAAAAACCAUCACAUACUUUGGGCCUUUGUGACUUCAAUAUCCUAAUACAGUCGUAGCUUGAUUUUCGAACAGCUUAGUUCUUGAAUGUUUUUGCUCCUGAACAUCGCAAACCCGGAAGUGAGUGUUCCGGUUUGCGAACUAUUUUUGGAAGCCGAAGGUCCAUCGGGGCUUCUGCGGCUUCCGAUUGGCUGCAGGAGCUUCCUGCGGCCAACCAGAAGCCGCACUUUGGGUUUUUUUUUAAAUAAAUAUUUUUAUUAGAGAAAAAUGAUUUUUUAAACAAUAUAAAUUUCAAAUACAUAGCCAAUUACAGUUUCCCCCCUUUCCUCCCUCUCUCUCCGCCACCCUCUAAGGACUUCCCACAGCUCCCCUCUCUGAUUUGUUUAUACAUAAUAUUUUCUGCAUGUUAUAAAAUUGUACAUAUCAUUGCCUUAUCUAUCUGUCAUGUGUUCUACUACUAUUGUGGGUGUUUAUUCAAAACCUGCCAAGGAGUCCAGGUCCUUUUGUUGUCUUUUUAAAUAAUUUGUAAAAAAGUUCCCAUUCUUCUUUGAAGUCACGGUUGUCCUUCUCACAUAGUUUAUAUGUCAACUUUGCCAACUCCGCAUAGCUCAUCAGUUUUUCUUGCCAUUGUUCUUUCAUUGGGAUUUCCUCAUUCUUCCAUCUUUAUGCUAACAAGACUCUUGCCGCUGUUGUAGCAUACAUAAAUAAGUUCUUUGUUUUCCUUGGCAGGUCUUGUCCUAGAAUCCCUAACAAAAAUGCUUCUGGUUUUUUUUACAAAUGUCAUUUUAAACACCCAGUUUUUUUUUAAACUUCUCUACAUUCCCACCACAUAGGAUAUAAAGUACUUUCUUUUUCUUUACAUUUCCAACAUAUGUUUGUCCCGGUUUUGUACAUUUUUGCCAUUUUCACUGGUGUAAUAUACCAUCUAUAAAUCAUUUUCAUUUAGUUCUCUUUCAAAAGAGAACAAUCUGUAAAUUUCAAAUCUACCUUCUACAGUUUUUCCCAGUCCUCAAAUUGUAUAUUAUGUACUAUAUCUUGUGCUUUGGUUUUUGAACGUUUUGGAAGUCAGACUUCCAGAACGGAUUCUGUUUGACUUCCAAGGUACGACUGUAUGCCGGGGAAUCUUAGAAGACAAGAAUAUCCUAUUUAGGUGAACAGCACCUUGAAGCAUCAUCUUUUUUUUGGUAGGGGAGCUUAGUUUCUGCUUCCAAAAUCUCCCACAUAGCAAUGUGUUUGGGAAGCAGAACAGUUUGCCCAGUGCCCAGAGUCGGAUGGUUUUGAAGGAUGUGGGACAACUAGGAACAUAGUUGUACCUUGUCAGACCAUUAGUCUAUUUAGCUCAGUAUUAUCUGCCUUGACUGACAGCUGCGUUGUAAGCUUUCAGACAGGGGGCACUGCCAGCUCCACCUGGAGAUGCUGUGGAUUGGGAACCUGGUAAUUGGGUAGGAGAGCUGAAAAUAAUGACAAUACAUUUCACAUCCGGCAACCAAUGCACCUCUUUGGUUUCAAAUAGUACAUGCAUGGGUAGAAGAGCCUAAAAAGCCUAGGGCACAAUUUUUCACUGCCCUUUAGUGGCUAUGGUGGCUCAUUUACCAGAAGUAAUAUAUUUAGCGUUAACUCCUACAGCAAAAGCAUCCAAGGAGGCCGAGUUUGGUCAGAAUCGAGUAUACACUUUCAGAGUUGAUGCUAAAUACAUUACUUCUGGUAAAUGAGCCACCAUAAUCAGUAGAGGGCCAUGAAAAUUGGUGUCCCAGGCUUUUUAGACUCAUCUACCCAUGUACCAUGUACCUGAGGGACCCAGGUGGCGCUGUGGGUUAAACCACAGAGUCUAGGGCUUGCUGAUCAGAAGGUCGGCGGUUUGAAUCCCUGCAACAGGGUGAGCUCCCGUUGCUCGGUCCCAGCUCCUGCCCACCUAGCAGUUCGAAAGCACAUCAAAGUGCAAGUAGAUAAAUAGGGACCGCUCCGGCGGGAAGGUAAACGGCGUUUCCGUGUGCUGCUCUGGUUCGCCAGAAGCAGCUUCGUCAUGCUGGCCACAUGACCCGGAAGCUGUCUGCGGACAAACGCUGGCUCCCUCAGCUUAUAGAGCGAGAUGAGCGCCGCAACCCCAGAGUCGGACACGACUGGACCUGAUGGUCAGGGGCCCCUUUACCUUUACCCAUGUACUAUCUGAAACCCAAGGGGUACGUUGGUUGCUAGAUGUGAUUCUUUUUUAAGCUCUCCUACCCCGCUAUGAGACCUAGAUGCUCUACUACAGCUAUGACCCUUUGACCAUAUUUCUAAAAUGGGAGAAGGGAGAUGGUUGCACCACACUCAGUUAUGCCUUUCUGAAAAGUGCUGUUGGCAUCCCACAUUGAUCUGAGCGCAUGUUUGUGUGUGGAGCAUCAAGGAGAGUUUUCAAUAAGAACAGAUUAAAUGUGUAUAGCACUACCCAGAAUUGUGUAUCAAAUUUGCUGUAUUCUGUGUUGUUGUUUUUUAAAAUUUCUUAAUUUCAGCUAGGCAAAUAACAUGCUAGUUAGAAGUUAACUUUGACCUUCAUUUCAGCUGCAAAGGCCAAAAUAGCAGUUUCCACAAUAGCUACGCUUCAUGAUUAGAAAAACAUGUGCUUUCAUCAUGUGUGUUCUCCUAACCACUGCCACCCCCACAACCCACUCACCUCAAUGUAAUUGUUUUUUAAAUGGCUUAGAUUACUUAAUGGAAAAGGGGGGUUUGGAUGUUUCUUAUAAAAAGAAACAGGGAUAAUAAGAGCAGUGUAAAGUAGCAACUUCACAAGGAUCGCCAUGGGUAUGCUUGACCAGGACAAGUGUGGGCAGAGAUCCAUUUAGGAGGCCAGAGUAUGUGGCUUCAAGCCCCACUGAGACUGAAAGCCUUUGAUCUAACCGAUUUAUAGUGUGUAAUUCUAUAUCUAUUAGACAUGUGUUUUUAUUUAAUGUUUUAAUACUUUGGCACUGGGAGGUUUACAUCUAAUACUUUAUUUGAUAUUUGCGAACAGCAUUUUGGUAAAACAGCUUGUAAAUUAAUCUGAUUUGGGCUAUGAAGAAAAAAGGUAGGUUAAUCAUGCCUCUUUUAUUUGUUAUUACUCUCGGUUACAUAAAUAUCCUGCCCAUCCUCCAAGGAAGAGUUGGCCUACAUGUCUUAGGGAAUUCUUCAGCUUCUGACAGCCUCUUUCCUAUCUCCAUAUGCUUUCUCCAGGAACACAACUUUGUUCUGAAAAAUGGUGAGUUUUUCUCGGAGCCAGAUGCAAAGGUGGGGCAGCAGGUUUCUUUCACAACAACACAGGAAUCAAGUCACCUGUGGAUAUUGUGCAAUUAGAUUUCUGUGUCUGUGGCUUUCUCUUAGGCCCAGUUUAGAUGUAGCUCUAAGCUUUCAUUUAGUUUUAUGAGAAUAAGUGGUGGUGAGCCUUGGGCUUAUAUGACUUUACCUCUUCUUUUGCACAGGAGGGAACAAGACUGAAAGCAACCACUUUCAGUUUUAAUCAGCUCCAGUUUCUAGUAAAGUAUGAACUCAAGGGACUGAAUGAUUGUAACUCAGGUUAGUUAAUCGCACAAAAACCAGGAUCUGAAACUACAGUUUGAACUUGGUUUGCUAACCACAGUUAAGCUAAACCACUGUUUGGAUCUGAGUUUGGAUCUAACAGGUAACUGGGGCUUUCACUCUUUUUCUCGUGGUGUGCAAAGGAGGAAGGGGUAUGAAUGAGCAAUACCAAAAUACAUAGCUCAUGUAGUUUGAGAGUGAGUGACAUGGCAAAAGCAUGGUUGCAACCGGAACACUAGACACAUCUUUUGAUCUCCUGAAGGCAGCCAAGGCUCUGCUGCCCGUUCCCUGCUGGGUCCUGUCAUCCAUCCACUUUGUGGUGAGCAAAACCACAGUUGUCAGGGAAGGAUACCAGAUGAGUGGCUUGGAACCUGGGCAAUCGCUUCCAUGAAUAAACCUACUUCCUCAUUGAGGUCAGCCUUAGAAACCUGCUUUCUCCUAGUGCCCCCACUAUUUGAAGUGAGGCAAGUGGGAGCUAGGGUGAUGGCCUUUUCAGUGAUGGCACCUCAUCCCUGUGGAAUACUACUCUUAAGUCCUAGGAAAGCUAUCCAGCUGCCCAAUUCCAUGUCUUUUCUAGUACCAGAUAAAACCCUUAUUUUCCCUGGCCUUUUAAUGUUUGCUGAAAGUCAUUCCAUGCUAAGUUUUAUCUGCUGCCUUAUUCCUGUAUGUUUUUUUAAUAUAUAAAAAACUUCAUUGGUUUUAUUGCUGUUUUAUCAUUGGUUUUGACUUUUUAUUUGGGUUUUGCUUUCCUGAUUCCUGUAAGAUUUGGAAAUAUUCAUAUUAAACAAACAAGAAGUCCUCUCCACGUAGCAUUUUGAGUCUGCUGCAUAGCAUAUGGACACAAACGCUUUUAUUUAAUCUUGCAAAGAAGGGAAAGGGGGAAAGAAAGAAACAGCCAGAGGCAGGCUGCUUGUCCCUGUCUUUCUACUGAAAACCAGUUCACUGUUUGGAACGGACACAUGCUUUGCAAAACAUAUUCAUCCUAUAAACGUGCAGAUUUUUUAUAUAUAAAAAAAUGCAAGUUCCCCAAAUUUUCUGUACCAUCUUCAAAGCAAAACAGUAGAUGCCUUAUUUUCCUCUUAAAAAUCAUGCUAACACAGUCAAGCAACACAGAAAACAGGAAAUUAAAUGAAUUACUCCUUGAAGCCCACAGCUGAUACUCAUUUUCCUUUUUACAGUUAAUAAAGAUAAUCUCUUCCUUUGCUUUUUUUAAAAUAAAAACCUUGUUUGUUAUAGUUUGUUUUAAUCCAUGAUUGUUGUGUUUAUAUUUGCUAUGUUGUAAGCCUCCCUCUUAAAUACUACUUUAGCUAAAAUGCAACAGAUGUGUGCUGCACCUCUUAUUCCUACUACUGCUCUAUGGUGAUUUACAGGGCUUUUCAAGGCAGGAGUAAACCAGGCUUCUCCAACCUGGUGCCCUACAGAUGAGUUGAACUAAAACUCUCAUUGGCUAGCUGGCUGGGGCCGAUGGGAGUUGUAGCCCAAAACAUGUUAUUUAUUUUACCACAAUUUAUUAUUUUUUCUUCUUUAUUGCAUUUAUAGCCCACUGAACUGCACGGGUGCCAAAAGACCAACAGCCAAUGCUAUUCUCUGAAACUGACCCUGGAGAAAACCACUGUAAAACAGUAGUUCCAAUACCCAUUCCAUUCAGUCAGCUCAGAAGGAUACCACUGUCAAUGGUAUCAACAGCCACCGAGAGAUCAGGUCAGGAUAACAGGGUCACACACACCCUCCUUCGUCCUGUUCCAGAAAAAGAUAACCCAUCAGAGCAAUCUAGGUUCAUUCAGUCCCAUAAUUCAGGGCAGAGAGCAUGUAUUGACACUGCUUGUGCUGAACUUUGAGAUGUCUGUCUACCUCUCACCCUUUCAUAUAUAUUCUGAAGAGGUUUUUCAGGUGAGAAUACUGAGAUAAACAUCCAACUGUGCCACGUUUAGCUUUGCUGACCAGAGUCUAGCUCUCGCACACAUGCCUCUCAUAAUUUAUUGCUCGGUACCUGAUGACUCACAGCCAAGUGUGGGAAGUUUUUCCAUUGUGUUUUGAAGUGCUGUGAAAGCUCUAUCUAUAGUCGGUGCUUGAAAAGAGGUGGGAGGCCUUUUACAUUCCCCCCCCCUCAGGCGGACCUAUAACCACCUUUUCGUAUUCUUAUUCACUGUAUUUACUGGUAUAUAACACUUAAUGCCCAAAUAGCCUUCACUACAGUUUACAAAGUAUAAAAAUGAAGUUACACAAACCAUUAAAGUGGAAAUAUCCAUAAUUAAAAUACAUAAUAAAGCAAUACCAUUAAAACAAUAUAGAAAAUUAAAAACAAGAAACUUGCGUCAAGAAAUCAAGGGAAAACGUGUGUAACUGUGACUGCGUACACACAAUACAUUUAAAGCCUUCCCACGCAAAGGAAUCCUGGGAAGCUACAAUUCCCAUCACUUCACAAACUCCAGGUCCCAGGAUUCUUGAGGAGGGUAUUUUUUAAUGUGCAGUGUACAUCUUCAAAAGCUGAUGGAAAGCCAGUAUAAAUGGGGCUGCUUGUAUUUCAAUAAGGAAACAAACAGGCCUAGAAUAAACAGUGUUAAGAUAUUUUUAAGAUAGUAGGUGGUGGAUAUAAUAGGUUUUACAUGUAUUGCAUGCCUGUAUAUGAUUUUUUUAAAAGGACUUAUGUAGAAUUUGUAGUUCUAGGAAAUUACGUAAAUGGAUUUUGAUAAGGUUCAAGGGCUAGACCUGGUUUUAUUUAGUUGGCUUUUACUUGAUUUCUCUAUUAAAAUUACGCUGUUUUAAAAGCAUUUUUAAUAAAACAGUUUAUUAAGAUUGUAAUCCUAGGUGGCAGUCUGAAUAAACAUAAUUAGGGCUAUAAAAGAUGCUUCAUAGACCCAGGGAAUUGCAGAAAAGUGGUUUGAAACAAAGUGCAGUUUUAUUAUAAGAACUUUGGGAUCAAAUAAGUACUUAGACUGAGACCUUCAAGAUUCUUUCACAGCUGCCUGACAAGGUCUAGAUUGAUGUCUUAUCGUGGAUGUGUUCUGUACCAUAUUUUUGCCACAGUGGUAGUGUGUUGGUGGUGGAUAUAGUCUGCUUUAGUUUUUUCUGCAGUGCUUCCCCAAUGCUGCCACUGUCUGGAAGGGCUAUAGCGCAGCAAAAGCGGGACAAAAACCUGAACAUUUGUGGUACAAAAAGUAGUGGGAUUUCAGCAGGAAGUGAUGCUCUCCAAACUUUUUGUAGGGGAAAAGCAUCUUUGAAAUGGAAUCGUGUAUGGCUGACCCGAUAGCAUCAUGAGCACAAAUAAUCAUGGAUGCCAAAUAAAAAGUACUCCUCCAGAUUCUAAUAUGCUAGAACUGCAGGGAAAAUGUGGGGUGGACUUCUCAACGACACAGACUGGGCUUGUUCAUGCUGGGUUUUACAAUUCACUUGAUAGGAUGAUUUCUGUGCGUAAAACCCACAACACUGUUUAAGAUUGUCUUGCUAAAACAUUGCUGCAGGCCAGGGCUCCUCACUUCCCACACCCAAGCUCCAGAUGCUCUACUCAAGCCCUUUCCUAAAGUGUUCCUCUGUGCACAUUUGUUCCUCUCAAUCCCAUUCUCAGCCCCAACUCAUAAUACCAUUGCUUUGUUUUGUGUUUUCUAAGCAGCUGAUAUAUAAUGUAUCUUGGUUAAAUGUGCUAUGUUGCUUUUUAUACUGAAGCAAUGUGUAUUAUUAUAUAGAUAUAUAAAGAAUUAUUAUAUAGACGAAUACUUAUUUACAAGUAAGCAUUUGCAACAAAAUUGGUCCAUACCUGGAGACUAAGGGAAUCCAGUAUAUUCCUGAAUGCUCUCAGGAAUUUUCCCAGUCUAAGUCUAUCCCUACACCUGUCAGGUUCUGUCAGGGAGCCAGAUAGCAAUAAUUCACACAGAAUACAUGAAGUUAACUCUUUAGUAGAAGAAACCAUGCCUUCUAAGGGGAGCCAAGCCUAAUGAGCACAGCAGCUCUUCUCAGCAGGUCUUGCCCCUAUGAGGCAGUUGUGGAGGCUGAAGAUCCCUGUCUACCCCCCAGCUGCCUAAAUCUCCUCCUCUCUCAGGUCCUUCCCAAGCAAUCUGAGACAACGCCGACACAUCUGUCUCUGCUCCUCCCUCUUCAUACCUCUUCUGGUCCUGGGAUAUCAGGGGAGGGGAGCUUGUCACAGCAGGAGUGGGAGACAACUUGGCUUCAUCACCAGCCUGACCCAUCUCUGCCUCUUGGCCCCCCUCCUCUCCAGCCUCUGAUUCUGUACAGCUCUCUGUCCCAGACUCUUCCUGCUCACUCAACCCUGUUAGCUCUUCAGCUUCUGACACCUCUUCUUCCCAGUCGGCCCCCUCUUCUCCUAACCGCUCAUUGUUGUACCACCACCAAUCCCUGGGCUCUGAACCUUAUUCCCUUGGGGGUUCCCCCAGCUGGUUCCCCCACCAUUUCUGUGUGUCCACCCAGUCCAUGACAUCACCACACUGGCUUAUUAAUAUCGAAUCUAAAUCCUAAUGUUCCAUUGACCUUUACAGUGUCUUCACUUGGGGGAAUGUCAAGGGAACAUUUUAGAUUUAGGCUGUAAUCCUAUAUAUCCAUACCUGGGACUUGGGAGUAAGCCCCAUUUAACUCAGUAGACAUGCAUACAAUUGCACUAAUUAGGUGCUCUGAUUUACAUCUGAGAAAAUAAAAUAGAUGUGGGGUGCUUUAGAGUAGAAACAUCCCUAGAGCAACAGAAUGUUUGUGGUUUUUUCAUUUCUUUAACUGGGUCUAGCCACUUGGAAUAAAGCACAAUUCUUUUUUUCAUGUUUCUGUAUGGUUUGAAUAAAGGUUCCAUUAACAUUAGUAGAUAUUUCUUUACUUCUGUUCUAACCUAUUAAACUGAAACAUUUCAUAUAGGCAGCAGAAUCCCUAAACAUUUUUACUUAAGAUCCAGUAUCACUUUUCUAAAUAACCAUGGGGAAAGGCUGUACAGUAAUUUGUUAAAGUCUUAACAUGAUCUGUGGUUUGACCAGAACAGAAUCUUUUCACCAUUGUUUUGAACUGAAACCAUUAAAAAUAAGAUUUAUUAUUAAAACAGUAGCCCUUUCUGCCUUGCGGUGGUCUCCUCUAAAUAUCCUUUUGUAACCCAGCUCAGUAUUAAUCUUGACAUCAUUUAAAGCUGUAGCAUCUGAGUCUAGAAUUGUGGCCAAUGCCGUCUUUUCCAGCAGCCUUUAAAAAAGCAUGUGCUUUCUGUUGUUGACAUUGCAAUGCUUUGUGGUGACUGGAACAAACACCACAGAGUUAAUUGCUGGCCUGGUUUACAAUCAAAGCACAUUUCGGGACUCAGACAUCUGCUCUUGUUACCAAGGAAUGGGAUAUAUUGAAGCUGAAACUCCUCAUGGCUCCAUCCCCAAGUCUUGGUCACCUUGGAAUUUUUUCCAUGGAGUGUUAUGUUGAUAAAACCAAGGGAGCUGAAAGGAAAUCCAGACUUUAAAAUGCUGCUUGCAGCCUUUAAACCUGAAAGGCAAUAUAUAUUUUUCUAGCAUCACACUGUGUAUCUGGAAUUCUCAUUGAAAUGGCUCAGCCCUCAGUUUUCCUGAGGACAUGCAUACUUUUAUUUUCUGUCAUCAUGCCACUAUGAAAUCGGAGCAAGGCAAACAAUAAAAUCUCACCUUCUUCCCACCCCCAUAUUACCAAAUAGAAAAGGCAGAAUUUUAAACAUAAGGGAAUUGCAACAUGUUCCUUCUUUACAAGUCCUCUGAAUCACACUGGCUCUUAUUUUAAGGCCUAAUAUGGUUUUGUUUUUUUUAACAAAACUGGUCUCUACGAAAUAAGAAAUGUAAAAACAAUUCCUCCAUGCUGGAUUUCGACAUACAACCCCUCAUAUACAUGCUCAAAGUUUAUAAAGCUUCGUUUCUAAGAUCAUAUGUUGGUCCAUCAAUCUAUUUAUCUAUUGUCUGAAAAUGACAGCUGGCUCUUUCCUGUUGUGGUCGUUGUGGUCGUGGUGGCGAUGUUUGGGCUUAGCUAGAUAAGGUGAUUGACAUGAAGUACUGCAAUGUGUAGCUGAUUUUUGUUAACUCAGCCAAUACAGGGGGGGGGGGGGCUGAGCUAAAU